CCUUAUUGCCUGCAAUACCAAACUGCAGAAACUGAAUAUUUUGUUCUUUUAAAAACUUCAUAUUUUGUUCUGGAUAUUCUUCUAAAAUCAAUGUUCUAUCAUACAUGUUAGGCUACAUAAUUGAAAAAGGGUUUCUACACUUACAAAACACUUUUUAGCUUUAGCUUUUCAAGAAACUUAUAAUGCUUCUUUUUUGGAAAGGAAGAGCGAUAGAUAUGUUCACAGACCAUGUUGAAGUUUUCUGGAGGAAUGAGGGCUUCUUCAAACAUCUCUGUGUCAUCCUGUACGUUGAAUGAAUCGAGCACUGACCAGUUGGGAUCUGGUAAAGUCUUUGGAACUGUUGAUGGAUUCGCUUCUUCUUGAGUUGGUUUAGUUGACAUUAUUUUGUUAAAAAAAGAGAAGGGAGAAAAGAGAGAGAACGGAUUUUAAAAAUAGCUACUGUCAUUAUCAAUGCACCUUUUUUUUUCUCUCUUUUUCUUUUCUAUAGUUUAAAUCAUGUCGACACGUUAUUCAAAGUUAUCUACUCAUGAUCAAGACCAUGUCUUAAUGGAAGGUCCAUCUACUUCAACACAACAACAAACUGACUUACAAGAUGCAUUUGGAGAAUCAUUUGAGGACGACGAGGAAGAAGAGGCCGAAGCAACAGAUAGAUUACUACCAUCUUCUUCUGAUCACCAUAGUAACGUCCAUAGCAACGCCCCUGGCAACCAAGAUAGCGACGAUGAAGACGAUGAUGAUCAUGUUGCGUUUAUGCCUCAGCCACAACCAUCUGUAGCAACAAGAAACAAUGCACCAGCCAUACUGCCGAUAUCUACAGACGGUGUAUUUGCAAACAUGUCAGCAAAGCCAGAAAGUGAUAGCAACAAGUUAGAAGAGACACCGCCUACAUAUGAAGAAGCAGCAGCAGAUGCCACUCCGCCUUAUUGGCAAACUACCAUUAUUGCUCCAGCAGGCAUGGGUGAUAUUGUGUUAGUCGAAGGCAUGCCUGUUGGUAACAUAUUCUCUUUUUUCUGGAACUUAAUGAUAUCAGCAAGCUUUCAAUUUGUGGGGUUUAUGCUGACUUAUUUAUUACAUACAUCGCAUGCAUCCAAGCAAGGAUCACGGGCUGGUCUUGGCAUAUCGCUUGUUCAGACUGGAUUUUAUAUUCGUAGCCGUGGGACAUUGGAAGAUGAUGAGUAUUAUUACAAUAAUGAAUCAAGCGGUCAAACAUCCUCAAGCAGUAAAUCGGAAGAUAACGUGGAUGCUGACAUUGUCGCUUAUUUCUUGAUGAUCAUUGGGUGGUUUAUCAUUAUUCGUUCCUUGGCAGAUUAUUUUAGGGCUAAACAGAUGGAAAAGAUUAUUUGUGCUGAGCCCACAGUGGAGUCUAUGGUUUAAAAUAAAAGAUAUACCUUUU
Messenger RNA from Gilbertella persicaria, 1393 nucleotides. RefSeq lists its product as uncharacterized. Lineage: Eukaryota; Fungi; Mucoromycota; Mucoromycetes; Mucorales; Choanephoraceae. Gene Ontology annotation, biological process: positive regulation of protein ubiquitination; vacuolar transport; metal ion transport. The coding region runs from base 496 to 1374 and encodes 292 amino acids. Gene Ontology annotation, cellular component: perinuclear region of cytoplasm; Golgi apparatus; endoplasmic reticulum. The transcript is spliced from 6 exons. The record is from RefSeq and is a predicted model, not a curated record.